This is a messenger RNA of Mytilus trossulus (common blue mussel), 2426 nucleotides long. RefSeq lists its product as uncharacterized. The coding region runs from base 176 to 1996 and encodes 606 amino acids. The record is from RefSeq and is a predicted model, not a curated record. The transcript is spliced from 2 exons. NCBI's taxonomy places the organism in Eukaryota, Metazoa, Mollusca, Bivalvia, Mytilida, Mytilidae.
GUAAAAAUUACACGUAUAGGAUUUCCAGUCACCAGGUCAGGGUUAUAGGUCAUCUUUUGUUCAACUACAAUGGCAGGUAAUUACAUAUGCAGCCGAACAAAAGUCAUCAAUAGAUCUGUAUUAUUAUCUAUGCAAGUACAUUGUUGGAACAGAAGAACAUGUAAAAACAGUCAGAAUGAUGAACAAUGUCAGAGACAAUUCAGAGAAGGACGAUAAUAUGACAUCCAUCACCAGUGGAAGUUUCGGAGAGGGACUACAAUUGCGAGGUAGCGAUUUAGAUAUUAUGUCUGUUACGAAUUAUAUCGAGGUAUGUGAAGACAUACAUCAUGUACAUAUUGAUUUAAAUGCUGACAAAGUAUAUGUUAUAAUGGAAAUGAAGGACACACAGCCAGGUUUCUCUAAGUUACGUCUACUGCACACCGGUAUGCAAAGUAUCUUUCGAUUCUGUGAUAAGAUAGAUAAUGAUUUUUACCUUUCAAGCCAUGUAUAUAAGCACAGUACAACGAAUAGCUGGUUGUCGACUAUACAUGGGCCAUGUUUAUCCGAUAAAUAUGGAUUCCUUGACCUUGUAUUUUGUUUACGAAGUAAAUUAUGGAUAACAUCAGGAAGACAAUGGUUAACACGAUCAAAUAGUACAUGGCCGUCAUACGAUGUUAAACAGGCAAUUGUAAAACACGGGGUUUUAUUUGUACCUAUUGGUGUGAAAGGAUCGACAAAUGAAGAAUUAGAAUGGCGCAUAUCAUUUUCUGUUGGAGAAAAACUUCUUUUUUGUACAUUUACACAUACACAAUUACUAUGUUAUGCACUAAUGAAAAUCCUUCUGAAAGAUGUUAUUGCGUUAGAUAUAGAUUGUAAAGAACUUCUUUGUUCAUAUUUCAUGAAAACAGUUUUGUUUUGGAUAAGUGAGGAAUUACCUUCUUCAAUAUGGAAACCUGCAAACUUGAUUCAUUGUUUCAUGAGAUGUUUUAGGAGGCUUAUAUAUUGUGUUGAAUACGCAGUUUGUCCGCACUAUUUUAUUCCCGAGAAUAAUUUAUUUGAGAAUAAGAUACAUGGACACGCGCAGGAAACACUUUUAAAAAGGUUACACAUUCUAAACAGUUAUGGUUGGCAAUGUAUCUUGCUGUCAGAUCAAAUCUCGAAUGUCCAUGUAUUAGCAUUUGAUAUUAUCAAGGAAUCAAAUAAUUUUUAUGUCAAUAGUAUACAACAGAUAUUCACCCCAACUAUGGUCACAGCCGAAUUUAUGAGGGUGGCUUCCGCUUUUCACUUGGAAAAGGUGAUAUACAACUUAUUGUCCUGUAAUAGUUCGAAAAUCAAAUACCUGUAUAUAUAUAAUAUGUCAAGGAACUGUCUUAAAAGUGGGCGUUUCCUACCAUUCGAUGAGAUGUCUGGUAAUAAAUCAAUUUACACACAUUAUACUAACUAUAUAAGUACUCUGAUACUAAGCACACGUCAUGACGCUGUAUCUGGAUGGCUGAUGUUAGCUUCGUUUUUCUACAGGAGCCAACAAUACAAUAAAGCGCUUCAUAUUGUCAAUCAUUCUCUAUUGAACUGUUCUCCUGAACAACUUAUUCACUUGAAUAUGUCAGAUAUUUAUUAUGACCUGUUAAAAUUACAUGUAACUAGGCAGAUGAAUAUUGUUCAGUUGUUGAAUUUUUUUCGGUUAGAAUUUGUCAUAUUUAAAUCAGACUCUAUGUUAGUUCCGAAAGAAUUAGAAACGGGCGAAAUGUAUAUAAUACCUCCAGUAGUAUAUCGACAUUUCCUUCGUUUUUUAUGUCAUUAUCAUCUAAGAAAUAGCAGGCAAUGCCGGGAAGCACUCGAGGAUCUAAAGUUAACUAUUGCAGAAAACUUUUUUUUCAUAAGAAAUCCUUUGCCAGAAGCUUACAGUUAUUACAUCCUAGGUAUAAGUUGUCAGUUAGUAGGAGAUGAAGAAUCUGCAAGACAAGCUUUUAUGCGAGACAAGUUUUUAUGCGAGCAAGUUGGGUUGUAUACAGAAUAGCAUUUAAUACAUUGUCAUUGUUUGGGUGAAUGUGAUUAUUUAAGAAUCAAUUGCUCCUUUUUGUAAAUAUAUUAGGAGUGUAAAAGCGUUGAACGAAGUCCUUUUUGUAUGAAGAGCGAAAGCUUCAUUCUAAUAAACGCUUUUACAACCCUAAACAAAUAUUUAAAGAAAUAUUCAUUACUUAUAAUUUCAUUUUUUUGCUAGGACAGUGAAAAUACGAUUUCUAUCAUGUUUUUGUUUUCUUUAACUGUGCACUUUAUUGUGGAAAAUCAUGUCAUUAUGAAUGUUACAUUUCAUUUUGAAAUGGAGGUUGAUUUCUGAAUGACGCCAGUUUGAUGUUAGCCAAUCAUAAUAACGUAAUAUCAGUGAGGUAUACAUGUUAUGUAAUUAUUGUUGUUUAUCAAUAUAUGCAGGCGACUAUUCUUCUAAU